Strongylocentrotus purpuratus (purple sea urchin) is the source of this 2381-nucleotide messenger RNA. RefSeq names its product phosphatidylinositol 4-phosphate 5-kinase-like protein 1 (gene pip5kl1). Bases 624 to 2192 code for a protein of 522 amino acids. The transcript has 10 exons. The record is from RefSeq and is a predicted model, not a curated record. Gene Ontology annotation, molecular function: phosphatidylinositol kinase activity. Lineage: Eukaryota; Metazoa; Echinodermata; Echinoidea; Camarodonta; Strongylocentrotidae. Gene Ontology annotation, biological process: phosphatidylinositol metabolic process.
UUGCUCUUACUGAAGCGUGCAAGCAAAUGGUAAUGAAAAAGCCCAAGCCAUUGGGGUAAAUAGUACAAAGUCUUUAUUGUUAAUGCAUUUUGUCAAUAACUGACAGUGCCAAUACCUUAAGCAGCUAUAGCGACAGCCAGACAUGGAUACCAUACACACUUACAAAUGCACAGGGACUAUGGAGUUUACUCAUUAAUUUAUUAGUUCACAGUUUUGAUUAAUGCUGGCAUACACAGUGAGUGGCGCCAAUGGCAAAGUUUGACAAGCAGCAUAUACCCAACCAAGCCGGUGUAUAUUACGUACGAGAGAGAAUAACUCAAAUCAGAAUCUAUGCUGGAUAGGUAUAUCGCCAGUCAACGAUUAGAGCUCCGGCAUUGACUGUCUUGCAGAUGAGAGAAGAACUUGAAUAUGUAUUCUCAUACAAAACUGACAAUAAUUUCGAAAACAUCAACUCAAUGCGACGUCAAAAUGAUAAAGUAUAAUUUAAAAACAUGACUUCAAAGGCCUUCGAAACAAGAAACUAUGAAAGUCAAAGAAACAUGUGAGGAUGAGCUUUGAGACGCGAUUAAAAGAGCAACAAUCCUUGUAUUUUCAAGACGCGGAAAUUAAAUUCAAACAAAGACAUGACGGACAACAAAAAUCACAACCCCAAACCUACAUCACCAGAUGAAAUGGAGAACCAUCCCGUUGCAGAUCAGUAUCUUCACGAGAGAUCAUCCCCGAUGUCGUCACCGGGUUCGUCAUCAAAGAAGUAUUCGAGGACCUUCAAACAGCUCGUGACCGAUGUCCGAGUGAAGAUGAAGCUCAGGGGGCUGGAGGAGAUCAAUGAUGAUCAUCAUCUUCAUAGCUUGGCAUCAGCCAUUAAGAAGGGGUUUCAAUCUACCCGCAAGAACCCUCAACUAGAAACGGAUGAGGAGUCUCUCGAAUCUGACGAUUAUGGUGAGGUUGACGAACACUUAAUUCCCAUGGAAAACAAAAAUAAGGAAGCUGUAUUCAGAUACUACGCACCGAAUGUAUUCAGAGAUCUCCGAAGUUUGUUAAACAUCUCAUGUCAAGAGUUCUACGAUCGCCUUGAUAAAGAACCAUACAUCCAGUAUAAAAGCAACUCAAGAAGUGGACAAAUCUUCUUUAUGACUAAUGAUAAGCGGUACUUCCUGAAGACAGAGAACAGAAGAGACGCCAAAGUGCUUCUGCAUAUGUUACCCGAUUACGUCACACAUCUUACGAACUACCCCCAUUCACUGCUCGUAAGAAUUCAUGGGCUCUACUUCAUCAAGCUACCGGGAAAGAAAGGGAAAUUCUUUUCUGUGAUGCAGAGUGUAUUUCCUCCCGAAGAGGGCAAUAACAGGUAUGACCUCAAAGGCUGUGUCUUGAAUCGCUACGUAAAGCCAGAGAAAGAAGGAAGCCAGUAUGUGACUGUGUUGAAAGACGUCAACUUUGGUGAUCAGAAGCUGUAUAUAAGAGAUCAGAGACAAUGGUUUCUACGACAGGUUGAUUUGGAUGUCGAGUUCCUGAAGGGGUUUAACAUCAUGGACUACAGUCUCCUGAUCGAGCAGCGGGCCAUCCACUCCAUCGAGCGAGAGAACGACGGAGAACUGGCCGACUUGGUCAUCAGAGUCAAAAAGUCUACUCGUGGGAUUACGAGGACAAAACCUACAGUCGAUGUUUCCAAAAACAGCCAAAGGCCCUCAUCCAUGACAGGUUCGAAUGCAGGAAGCUCAAUCAUGGAUGGAGCCAUUGAUCUCCCUGGAACUGUCAGUAGCGCCGAAGAUCAAACCCUCGAUGUCGACCUCACCCACAGAAGCGACGUCAACCUCCGAACCGACUUCCAGUACAACACAAACGUGAAAGGCAGCCAGGAGAUGUCCGAGGAUCUAGGAGACUUCGAGUUGGGACGCGUCCACAGGGACUCCUACAAAACUACAAGCGGAGAGGGCGCUUCGUCGAAGACAACGCUUCAAGAACACAACCAAAGACUCCUGCCGAACGUGCAUAACGCUAUCCACGUUGUCGAUGGUGAAAAAGAUCGUUAUUUUGUUGGAGUGAUAGACAUUCUUACUCAGUAUAAUUGGAAGAAGAGGAUGGAAACGAUGCUCAAGUCCUGUAUCGCUCCAAGAACGCCGUUUUCUUCCGUGAGUUCAGAGAAAUAUGCCAAACGAUUUAAUGAUUAUGUCGCCGCGCAUACAGAAUGAAAGUAAGACGCGGCGCCGCCGUUUCCCCGACUCCGUUUUCCUAUCCUCAGUUCCUUUAAUCAAAUGAAUGGAUUAUGAGAAAAGACAAUCAAAGAUUCAAAUUUGUAUUGUCCACGUUAAAAAAUUAAAUUGGCCUCCCCUGGCAAAAGAUAACAAUAAGCAACAUAAGAAUACAUGAAUAUGCACAAA